UUUUUUUUUUUUUUUUUCCUUCAGCAAUCAUUUCUCUUUCGAUGACCAUAAUUAUGUCAGAAUUGUGUAUAAUUCCGUCAAACUUUGAUUCCUGACACAAAUGAUGUUUUUGAAGUCUUCUGAUUUACAAAAAACAAAAGUAAAAGCGUAACUGCUCUCCAAGAUUUCCCGAAGGUUUGUUUGGAAGAGAGACCUUUUUCAGAGCCAUUUAUUUGGAAUAAAAAGAAAAUGAAGUAGUUCUAUAUAUAAGCUGCAUACAAAGUGUAUUUGCCGGGCUUCAUUCCAUUUUUGAUUGAGAGAAUCAUGGGAUAUGGAAUCUGAGGGUCCUGUACCUUCUUCCCUAUGAUCAACAUCUUGUAAGGAUGCAUAUAUUGAGAGAUUUUGAGAGCCCUUAUUCAGCAAAGAUGUUAUGGUCACAAACAUCUAUGCCGUAUUCAAGAUUCAGAUUGAAAUCCAACACAUACAGCAAUGAAUCAACUUUUGUUAACCAUCUUACCAUCCAGGGCAGCUGUGUAUUGAUGGGAGACCUCUUCUAGCAGUUAAAAAGGUGUAUUGUGGUAUAGUUCCCGUGAAAUUUCUCUUUGCAUUUAUUUCCUGAAAAUUUUCAAAUACUGGGCAUUUCAAGUUCUUAUGUAUGACAUUAUGGAUUUGUUCACAGAAGAGAGGAAAAGCUUUUGUCAGCAAAGAGGAGUGAUGAAAUUGUUUGAAAAUAAAAAACUUACUACAAUAUGUGCUCCGAUGGUGAGGUAUUCAAAAUUGCCUUUCCGAAUGCUUGUUCGAAAAUACGGUUGUGAUGUGGCAUUUACUCCAAUGAUUGUGAGUCAUUCUUUUGUUGAUUCCUUAAAAGCAAGACAUACUGAUUUUUCUACAAGUAUAGAAGACAGACCAUUAAUUGUACAGUUUGCUGCCAAAAAUGGGAAUGAAUUUGCUGACUCUGCUGAACUAACUUAUCAUUAUUCUGAUGGGGUUGAUCUGAACUGUGGUUGUCCUCAAAGGUGGGCCCUUUCAAGUGGAUAUGGGGCAUGUUUAUUAGAGAAGCCGGAGGUAGUUCACUCUAUGAUUCAGCAAGUUAGAAACCGAAUUUCAGAUCCUGAUUAUACAGUAUCAUUAAAAAUUCGCAUGCAUGAGAAUAUCAGGGAAACUGUAGAAUUUUGCCAGAGAGCUGAAAAAGCUGGUGCUUCAUGGAUCAGUGUUCAUGGAAGAACUAAAACUCAAAGAAAUGAAGCUGUAGAUUUAGAUGGCAUUAGAAUAAUUAAAGAUAGUUUGAAUAUUCCUGUUGUUGGUAAUGGAGACAUCUUUAAUCUAAGAGAUGCUGUUAAUUUUCAAGAAAAGACUGGGGUAAAUGGUGUGAUGUCAGCUAGAGGAUUACUUCAAAAUCCAUCUCUUUUUACUGGGACUGAAAUUACUUCUGCUUGUUGCAUUCGAGACUGGAUUAAUUUGUCUGUAUCAUUUGGAACAUCUUUCACUAAUAUGCAUCAUCAUUUAAUGUUUAUGCUUGAAAGGGUAAUGCCCAAACAUGAAAGAAAGCUUUUUAACUCAUAUACUGCUUUAGCAUCAGUUGUUGAUCAUCUAAACUCAUAUACGGCUUUAACUUCAGUUGUUGAUCAUAUGAAUUCAUAUACUCAAUAAUUUUUAAAAAAGUGCUUUUAAAUAUUGGAUUCAAAUUUUAUAAUUGCUUCAAAUAUUGCCAACAUGGAAAUGUUAUGCAUCUAAUUUUAGUUCAGCAUUUAUCUGUAUAAUGCAAAAUUUCGAGUUUCUAGGAAUACUGUAAUGUGCAGAUAGCAAAGAGUAAGCCGUGAAAGCAUAUUGAAAAUUUAACGCCUUGUAGACAAGAACUAAUUUAAGAAAAUCUGGUACCAUACAGAACAUUUUUAUACCAAUAAUAAUCUAGUAUUUUUUGCCACCUGUUCUUGAUAUAAUUUAUUUUUCAUUUCUUAAUUAGCAAAACAUGACCUACUUGUGUAAUAUUUUUAUUGCUUCAUCUUUUUCGUUUUAAUAGGAAGUAAGAGUUCAUGUUUUCAUUACAUUUUGUUUUGAUAAAUUUUACUAUUUUACUAUUUUUUUAAUAAGCAGUAAGAGCAUGUGUUUCAGAAAUUUAAAUAAAGUUUGCCUUUCUGUUCUAAAAUUUUGUGCUGUAGACCUCCCAUUUGGGGCAGUUGUUAUUUUUCCCAGAUUGUUUUAUUACAUUUUUUAAGUUUCUUUGUUACUUUCAAGAAAAUUUUCCCGUAUAUUAAACAAAGUUAAAUAUUGGAAUAAGUGCCUCAAAAUGAAAGUAAGUUUCAUGGAAAUUCUGCAUUUUCUAUUGUAAUUUAUGAAAGUGCAAUAAAUAGUGAAGAUUCAUAAAGACUUUAUGUGUGAGCAAAAGGACAAAGCACUUAAAAGGCAUCUUUCCUUAUCCCUUUCUUGAAAUUUCAAAUUUUAUAUUCUGGUAUUGGAUCUCCUAAUUUUAUGUUUUUCUUCUUCAUAAGAUCCACAGCCUGUUACAGGCAAGACUGUCUCUCCACGUUUCCUCCACCUGACCCCAUUCAGCGCAAUAGCCUUCCAUCAGUUAACUCCAAUUAACCUUAAAUCUUGGUCGACAUUAUCUAUCCAUCUAGUGGGUGGUCUUUCUUUUCGUCUUACUCCCUCAAUUCUCGAAAAGGUUAUCUUUUGGUUGGAAAUGCAUCAUCAUAUCUAAACACAUGGCCCAGCCAUCUGAUACUAGAUGCCUUUAUGAUUCUCACAAUAUCAUUUUCACCAUAUUUCCAAUAUUUUCUAUAUAGUUCAUGAUUACAGAGAAUUCUCCACAUACCAUUUUGUUGUACCAGUCCAAGCCAGGUCAUCAGGAAUGUGUCAGUCCAGAAGGUUCCUUUUGAGAUUUCUGAAUCAAGUUUUUACAUGGCAAGGGGAUUGGCCUUCCACUCAACCCCCAACCUGGAGGGCCAGGCCUCCAUUUUUAUAAACCCCUUGGAGGGAGGGAUGCCCAGCUAUAACCCCCAGACACUGGGUACCCAUUUUAGUCACCUUUUAUGACAUGCAUGAGCUACAUUGGGACUAUUCUUUCACACCCGGUCACCACACAGUUUAUGUUUAUCACCGGUCAGUUUUAUGUUUUUCAUGUCAGCCAAAUAUGUAUUAAAAUUAAUUAUAUUUCAGUUGUUUAUAGGCAGUUUAGAGCUCAAAAGGAGGGAAAUAAUUAUUUAGCAUUUCAAAAUAAUGGAUUCUUACAGUUUUCUAUACAUUAGGUUAGAGAUAAAAUUUGGCCAUAAUUUAUGGUGAAAUUGUUGGUCUUGUCUACAAGGUGUUAAGGUAAGUUUAAUAAUAUAUGUAUCAAAAAUUUUGGUUACAUAACCUGUUUAAAGAUAUCACUCUUGCAUUUAAGAAUCAAAAUAUGGCUUCGUAUGAUUUUAGAUGAAAAUUAGUUUUCGUAUAGGAGUGAUGUAUGAAAAGUAUUGGAUGAAACAACUGGAGUCAAAAUUUAAGAUUACAAUUGCAUUAUAUUAUCUGGAGAAUUUUUAAUCCCUAAAAUAUAUUCAUUUAAUCCAGUUAAUUUAUUUUCCUGAAACAGUCUCAUAAAGUGUAAAUAAUGCUGAAAAGCAACGAGAUAUGAAUUGUCUGCAAUAUUUUCAUUAACAUAAUGUAAUUUUAAUUACAUUAUCGUAGCUUCAACUUUCCUUUCAAGCCAAAGUGAUAAAAAUGCUAAAUUCUUUGUUCUUCAGAAAAUGCAUUGGGAAGUAACAAAAAUUUCCAAGGAGCCUGUUUUUACAUAUUGCAGACAGAUUUAUAGGGUCAUAAUAGUGAAGGGCCCCAAAAUCAUCGACUAUUUUUUAAUUAUAACAUAAUAUAUACAUAAUAUAAAUAAAACAUAAUAUAACAUAAUAUAAACAUAAUCAUGUCUUAAAUUGAAGGGCCCUAAAUGUUCAGUUUAGGUGCCCCCAUUUGUUUUUAAUCUACCACUCUUACUGAAAACAUUUACCACUAAGAUUCCAACUUACCUUUUUUAAAAAAAUUUAUUUUAUUAUUCUGAUUAAAAAUUAGGCACCUAUAUAUUUUCCCUGAAGUUUGUGCUUUGUAAUUUGAUCUAGUUUUCCUUACUUUAUGAAGUGCUCUUAUGUUAUUAGUUACACAUUGUAGCAAUCUUUUCAAAUAUAGAAUGGCAAAAACUAAUUGAAAUAGUAUUAGUUCUGCAAAAACUGUUUUCUUGAAAAUUACAUAGAUAGAGAUUUGAAUGUGAUUAAAUGCAUACCUCAAGCUCUUCAGAAGUGGGAGACUUCAGUUCUUCCAAAUUAAUAGCUAAUGAUGUACAAAUGUUUGAUAACUGACCUUUCUUUAAUAAGAAAUUUUUUAUAAUUUUCAUAUCCCUGCUGCUUGAGUCCUACAGUAUUGGACUGUAUUUAUAAAAUUAUAUAGGAAAAAAAAGUACAGAAAAAGUUAUUUUCCAUAAAAUAUGCAGUGCUACUUAGUGAUAGAUUCUGAAGUUGCUGACUGAUGUAAUGAAAAUUGAAAAUUGUUCUGUAGAUUCAGCUUAGCUGCCAACUCUCUCAGUUUUUCAUUACAUUUCUUGUGUCUCCCAGUUUUUAAUUUUUAGUGUGUUCUAAUAAAAGUGUUAUUCUGCAGAUAAGUGAAAUUUAUUGAAUUAAUAACAUUUAAAUUAUACAAAUUGUAUUACCCACCCCUCGUGAUGUUCAGCCUAAUUUUUCUUAUUAAAUUUUAUUUGAUCUGAAUUAUAUUAAUCUACUGUGAAUAUGUGUAUAACUUUAUAUGAAGAUUUAACCAAUUUUUAAUCAAUAAAUAUUUGUAUUUAAUUUUGUUU
Messenger RNA from Stegodyphus dumicola, 4792 nucleotides. It is a transcript of the gene Dus4, whose product is annotated as Dihydrouridine synthase 4. The record is from RefSeq and is a predicted model, not a curated record. Gene Ontology annotation, molecular function: flavin adenine dinucleotide binding; tRNA dihydrouridine synthase activity. Gene Ontology annotation, biological process: tRNA processing. Lineage: Eukaryota; Metazoa; Arthropoda; Arachnida; Araneae; Eresidae.